ACCUACAGGUCUGCGGGAAGGCACUUCCGGUUCCGGCGCAGGUAGCAGGAGGAGAUGGCGGCGGCCGCGGCGGCAGCCGGGGAGGAGGACUGGGUUCUACCCUCUGAAGUAGAGGUGUUGGAGUCUAUCUACCUGGAUGAAUUACAGGUGGUUCAAGGAAAUGGGAGGUCUUCACCAUGGGAAAUCUGCAUCACGCUGCAUCCUGCUACAGCUGAAGACCAGGAUUCACAAUUUGUCUGCUUUACCUUGGUGUUGCUGGUCCCUGCACAGUAUCCCAAUGAGGUGCCUAAGAUCUCUAUCCGUAACCCCCGAGGGCUCUCAGAUGAACAGAUUCACAAGAUCUCACAGGCACUGAAUUGUGUGGCUGAGGCCGGACUAGGCACUGCUGUGCUCUAUGAACUCAUUGAGAAGGGAAAGGAGAUCCUCACAGACAACAAUAUUCCACAUGGCCAGUGUGUCAUCUGUCUCUAUGGUUUCCAGGAGAAAGAAGCUUUCACUAAGACCCCCUGUUACCACUACUUCCAUUGCCAUUGCCUGGCCCGCUACAUCCAGCACAUGGAGCAAGAACUCCUGGCCCAGAAGGAGGAGCAGCAGCAGCACCCCGGCUCUCCAGUGGAACAGGGUGUCGGCGUCCAGUGUCCAGUCUGCAGAGAGCUCCUGGUCUAUGACCUCGCCACGCUGCAGGCAGCUCCCCCACCUCAACAUCCUCUGGAGCCAUACCAGCCCGAUGCAGAGAGCUUGAGGCAGCGGGAGGAGAGGCAGCGGCUCUAUGAGAGGCAACAGCAGCGCGGGGGGAUCAUAGAUCCAGAAGCUGAACGGAACCGCUAUUUCAUCAGCCUCCAACAGCCUUCCCCUGUGGAGCCUGAGGUGGCUCAGGAUGCCUCCAAAGGAUCUCAGCCACCAGGUGCCCCUGCCACAGCUUUGCCCACCCCACCAGACACUCUGCCUGUUGCUCCACAGCAUACAAGAGAAAGGAUCUCGGGGGCUGGGCCAAGCCAACCAGGGCUGAAUGAGCUCCAGAGAGCAGAAAGAGACACCUCCAGGGCCUGCCGGACCCCUGGGCAACAGUCAGAGCAGAGAGACCUUCGGGGAAGUGGGAACUCUGCCCCCAAAGGCUCCAGUUGUACACAAGAACUGCCUCCUCCUACAGGGCCAUUCAAAGAGCCCAUGGACCUGAAGCCAGAGCCUCAGAGUCAAAGGGUUGAAGGCCCCACCAAGGAAAAGGGGGCUAGCAACUGGCAGGGCCCCCCAAACCGCAGGAACUGGGAAUGUGGUCGCUGGGAACGUUCCAAAGGCCGGACGCCUGGCUCCUCUUAUCCCCGCCUGCCUCGAGGUCGGGGAGCUUACCGUCCCAGUGCUCGCAGGGAACCUCCAGGCCUGGAACCAGAGGAGGCUUCCUAGCAGGAAUGCUGGGGGACAGGGAAUAAUGGGUGGGAGGGAAGCAAUAAAGAGUAUUGGCCCAGCUCAGCCAACUCUGCUUGCUGCUGCCUCUGGAAGUAAAAAGUCUAGUCUUUAGAAGCUAUAUCCUUGCCAAAUUUGUGAUGGAAGGAAGAGGCAAAGGUGGCAGGAUAAUUCUUUAAAUCCUUCUGUAUUUGUGUGGAAGUUGUGACGGCCAUGAAUGUUAGAAAAAGGAAUGUACUCCUAAA
Molecule: messenger RNA, 1646 nt
Organism: Antechinus flavipes (yellow-footed antechinus)
Lineage: Eukaryota; Metazoa; Chordata; Mammalia; Dasyuromorphia; Dasyuridae
Gene: RNF25
Product: ring finger protein 25
Exons: 10
Coding region: 55-1401 (448 amino acids)
Biological process (GO): protein ubiquitination
Cellular component (GO): nucleus
Molecular function (GO): protein binding; ubiquitin protein ligase activity
Source: RefSeq, a predicted model, not a curated record